Molecule: messenger RNA, 1731 nt
Organism: Kalmanozyma brasiliensis GHG001
Lineage: Eukaryota; Fungi; Basidiomycota; Ustilaginomycetes; Ustilaginales
Product: Zinc finger, N-recognin
Exons: 1
Coding region: 1-1731 (576 amino acids)
Cellular component (GO): cytoplasm
Molecular function (GO): zinc ion binding; ubiquitin protein ligase activity
Source: RefSeq, a predicted model, not a curated record
AUGAGCGAGGUGAACAACUCAGCGGGCUCCUCGUCGGCAACGGGCUCGACCUCGCAAUCCGCAGCUGCCCAACUUCCCGACCCGUCACUGCCAGCGCCCAACCUGGGCGAGGAUGAAGUGGGCUUCACCGCAGCCGACUUGAUUGCUCAGCAGUCUCGACUGGAAGCGCAAGCGAACGAGGCGAUCCCGUUCCAAUUCGACACGUGCACAUAUGACAAAGGAUACAUUCGACAGCCGGUCUACGCCUGUAAGACCUGCGGCGGGGGCGGCGUCUGCGCAGGCUGCAGUGUCUCUUGCCAUGCCGAGCACGAGCUCGUCGAGCUAUUCAACAAGCGCAAAUUCCGAUGCGACUGCGGUACGCCGAAUUUGUAUCGUCAGCACGAGCCCAAUCGUGCCAACCAGCGCAAACGAAUCACGGAAGAGCUCGUCUACCCCGAAGGCGCCAAGCCGUGCAGCUUGCGGAAGCCAGGCUUCAACCCGCAGAACGACGCCAACGCCUACAACCACAACUUUGACGGUGGCUUCUGCUACUGCGAGAGAGGCAAGACAUAUGAUCCGGAGAAAGAGGACGAGACCAUGUUCCAGUGCAUCGUGUGCGAGGAGUGGCUUCACGAGAGCUGCACCUCGUUGCGUCCAAGCUCGUCCACGGCAACACCAGAGACGGAACCGCCUCUGAUCGAUCAUGACCUGUUCGAUCUCAUGAUCUGCGACGCCUGCGUUCGGAAGCCAGACAACGACAUUCUUCGACGCUACGCCGGUGCCAAGGGAUGGAUGACCCUUGCGCCAAGUCAGGCGGUGGCAGAGGUGAAGGAGCACGACUUGAUUGCCAAGAUCCAGGUGCCGACCGAAGACGAGCUGCGCGAGGCAGGUGGACCAUAUCGCGACGGACGCAGCUGGCAGAUUUUCGGGCUGGCCAUGGAGCCGGAGAGAGCCAUCACAGAGACGGAGGUCAGUGCCGCCGCUGAUGGCGCCUUGUUAUCUUCGGUGGCUGAUCUGGCUCGCUCGACAGUGGUAGCAGCUUCGAGUCAGACGGAAGGCGCUUCGACAGUCAAGGAUGAACCGCAAGCUGAAGCCGACAGUGCAGCGCCUGAGCUUGAGGAACGAAGAGAAGGCAAGCGACGCGCUGAGGACCAAUCCGUCGGAGAAGCCGCGGAAGGAAGCGACAGCAAGCGAGUCAAGGUCGAGCGUGAAGGACCGACGGCAGGGCAGGCAUCCGAGGCCGCCGGUACAUCUGCGCCGAGUCUCCUCAAGCAGGAAGACAAGGAGACAAAGUGCACGUUGCCCACGCCGCUGGCUGUUGUCUCUUCGCUACCGUACUCCAAGGUAGACGAGUGGACACCAGCCUUGAGCGAAGCAGCGACACCACAUCGAUACGACAUCUUCCUGAGCGAAGACUUCCGCGAUCGCAUCUGCCGCUGUGCAGACUGUCUCCCGAAAUGGGCUCACCUCCCGCACGUUCUGGACGCCGAAGAGACGUAUGCGCCACCGUCCGACCCGCAUGCAUCUGUGCGCGAUGACGACGCGGCCUCGAUCACGUCGUCGACGUACGACCUGGGCAUGGCAGCGCUGCGAACCAUGCCACGAGAAAAGAUGAUCAACACGAUGCACGCGUACAGCAAGUUUCGCGAUGCGCUGUGGGAGCACCUCAAGCCGUUUGCAGGAACAGGCAAGAUGGUGCGGGAGGAAGACGUUCGUGCGUUCUUCCAGAAGAAGCUCAAUGCAGAGCAGUGA